Messenger RNA from Macrosiphum euphorbiae (potato aphid), 969 nucleotides. The record is from the annotation of a GenBank genome assembly. Lineage: Eukaryota; Metazoa; Arthropoda; Insecta; Hemiptera; Aphididae.
AUGGAACAAAAAAAUAACUCUGAUCAAGUGUUAAAUACUGUAAGAUCGAUUGUUUACCAUUUAAAUGAUGUCAACUGGGUUAAGAUGACACAAAAAAUGAUGGCUUUGCCAAUAAAUAAUGUUAAACUACUCGAUGACAUAACAAAUAUAAUAUUUGAUCGGGCUUUAAAAAGACAAAAUUAUACACACAUAUACGCUCAGAUGUGUGCACGUUUGAUCAAUGACUCCAAGUUUAAUAAUCUUAUUGCUACCGAUACAGAAAUAACAUUUCAAAAAGUGUUAUUAAAAAAAUGUCACGAUGUUUUUUAUUCAAACUAUCAAGAAGAAUUGAAUAAAAUAAAAGAUACAAUGAAAAAUGAUAAUAUGGUACCGAAGAAGUGUUUAUCCGUUGUUUUAAAUAAUUUUCUAUUCGAUUUCCAGAAAAGAUCCAUAUGCAAUUGCAGAUUUAUUGGCGUACUGUUUAAAAACGGCGCGUUCCCAGAAAAGUAUAUACUCAAGUGCAUUGGAGAUUUAGGUAAAGAUAAGAAUGACAACAACUAUGAACUACAAAUGCACUGUUUGUGUAUAAUAUUACAAUCAGUUGGGCUAAUAUUAUCAAAAACGUCAUAUGAUUUGAACAAAAAAAUCAAUAAACUUGUAUCGUCUAUGGAAAACCAUGGGAUGUCAUCGACAUUAAAAUGUUUGAUAAAGAAACUAAAAAUAAUGAAUUCCAAGGACCCUAAAUCGGAUCUUUCUAUAACAAUAAAUACUGCAACAGAAAUCUAUACUCUCAAAAAACCAUUUCUAAUUAAAUAUUGCGAAAAUAAAAAAUUAAAAUCAACAGGUACAACUAGUGAAUUAAGAGCUAGACUUAGUAGAUACUUAAAAGGCACCAUAUCAUUAGACGACAUAGAUAACACAUUAAGCAAAGAAGAAUGCGAUUUAAUUUUAAUCAAAGCAAAAACUAAUAAAAUCGAUUUAAUAAAUUAG